Molecule: messenger RNA, 1966 nt
Organism: Stegodyphus dumicola
Lineage: Eukaryota; Metazoa; Arthropoda; Arachnida; Araneae; Eresidae
Product: G protein-coupled receptor Mth2-like
Biological process (GO): cell surface receptor signaling pathway; G protein-coupled receptor signaling pathway
Cellular component (GO): membrane
Molecular function (GO): G protein-coupled receptor activity
Source: RefSeq, a predicted model, not a curated record
CUUGGGAUACGAGUUCUGAGCCACUGACACAGUUGGCUGCGCAUUGUGACAUUACUGAGGCAACCUUUGUUUUGGAAUUUGUGUUUGUGAUAGUAUUACUGGCCCAUGACAAGUACUCAAGAGUUGGUUCCCCAGGUGCUGUUUCUGAUUAUUGGGGCAUUCUUAGAGCUAUUAAAAACGAAAAAUUAUUUCAUCUGCAUAAAAAAGGAGUUAGUAUUACAACAUUAGAGAUUGAAGAUUUUACCUAUGUUGUGGGAACUCCUUCAUUAUACAAUUUUUUAUCUUCACGUAUGAAGGAAAACAUUGUUUUGGACGCAAUGCAUCACUUUGAGUUCUAUUGCACUAUCGUCAUCAUUUUUGGAAAUUUAGCAGUCACAACUUCAGAGGCAGAUAUAAAGAACUCAAAAAUUAAUUGCGAAAUGAAAGAUUUCGGUUCUUCAACAGAAAAUAUAACAUGUGAAAAACGUGAAUUGAAUGCUAACAUUGCGUUACUAGAAAACGGAGAUGCUUUUAUAGAACUUAUCAACACAACUCUUCCUUCAUCAGAGUUUUGUAUUCUUAACCGACAUUUUUUCAUUUGUAUUGAUGUCUGGGAAAUAAUACAAAAGAAUAUUCUACACCGUUGCGAUAAAGUUUUCUACGAAGCACAAGAGUACGAAAUUCUCGCUAAUGGGUCUAUAUUGCUGUAUGGUGAUAUAUUAGAAAAUGGAACCUAUAAAUUCGAUGAUGAUGGAAUAAUUACAUGUGCUAUGGAUUAUGAUUUUUCGAUUCAUAACUUUUCUGCAAAUCACCGCUUUCCUUAUAGAGAAUCAGAUUAUAACUGGUUAUCUAACUACUUCGUCAAAAUUGGAGUUUAUAUAUCCAUACUUGCAUUGUUGUCUCACUUAGUGAUUUUUUGUAUAAUACCAUCUCUACGUAACCUUCCUAGUUACAAUUUAUUUUCUUUGAGUAUUGCACUUCUACUGGCUUAUUCUAUUAGUCUUAUAGCACAAAUACGAGACAUUGUGGGUGUUUACUGUGUUAUCGUAGCAGUACUCCAGAAAUAUUUCUUUCUAGCGUCGUUUUUCUGGAUGAAUGUGAUAGCUUUUGAUAUGUGGAGAAGAAUGCGAACGUUAACUCGCAUUAACUCGGCUAUCACCAGUAAUUUCAGAAGGAAGCGGUUCUUGUUUUAUUCCUUGUAUGCUUGGAGUGUUCCAUUAGCUAUUUCUCUCACAAGUGUCAUGAUUGAUAAUAUAGAAAAUGUUCCACAAGCGUAUAAACCACAUUUUGGAUUUGAUGAUAUAUGCUGGAUUGUUGUGAAUUUAGCACAAAUUAUAUUUUUUUCAGUUCCCGCCUUCACUCUUGUUACAAUGAAUAGCAUAUUCUUUGUGUUGACUGCAUUUUUGAUAAACAGCAAUGCAAUGAAGAACUCAAAUGACCAACAGGUGAAUGCUGAGAGGAUUAAUUUUUUUCUUUACCUUAAAUUGGGCUCACUGAUGGGUAUUACCUGGAUGGUUGGAGUUUUUGCUACUGUCUCAUACAAUAAUAUCAUUUGGGACAUAUUUGAAGUGCUAAAUUCCUUUCAAGGGCUUUUCCUUUUUUUGAUUUUUGCAGUUUCAAAGAAAGUCAAUAAGCAUUUCAGGAAAAGAAGUAAAUAAAAUCCUGAUGUAUGAAAUCGAUUUAGCAAGCCAGAUCUUGAAGACAUCGACAUACUAAUAUCAGAGAAAGAAAUAUUUUUGCCAUAAAAGAGGUUUUAUACAGAGAAAUUAAUGACGAAGAUUUUAUUAAAUAACCAGUUUUUGAUUUGCUACGGGCAUCAGUACCCAAACAGACAACAAGGACUUGCAACAUCUAAGCUUGAUAAGAACGACACCAUUUUGCUACCUGUUGUCUACUACAUUUACUUGUUGUCUAUGGUUACUUGACAUUUGAAGAACUGAACUGUACAGGAACUUUAAAAGACUUAUAUAAAACAUUUUAUAAAACA